AUGGCGCCCACCAGCAAGCUGCCGUUGCUCCUCGCCACGCUCGCCGUCCUCCUCCCCGCGCCGCGCAGCCUCGGCGCCGGCUUCGGCGCGGGUGCGGGCGCCAUCGACAUCACCAAGAUCCUCGCCGGCUUCCCGGAGUUCAGCACCUUCAGCGCCAUGCUCACCGAGACCAGCGUCGCGCUCGCCAUCCGCGGCCGCGACAAGGUCACCCUUCUGGCCCCCAACAACACCGCCGUCGCCGCGGCGUUCGGCGGCAUGCCGCGCGUCCCGCGGUCGCUGCUGGCGGACCUCCUCGCGCUCCACGUCGUGCUCGACUACGUCGACGAGCCCAGGCUCGGCGCGCUGCGGCGGGGCCGCGGUGGCGACGGGACCGUGGUCACCACGCUGCUGCAGGCUCUGCGCGCGCCACCGCGCGGCGUGGGGUUCCUCCGCGUCUGCUCCGGGGACGGCGGCCGCGGCACGAUCAUCACCUCCGCGGCGCCCGUGGGGCUCCGGAACGCCAUUGUCGAGAGGCAGGUCGCCGCGCAACCGUACAGCGUCGCCGUGCUGCAGGUGAGCGGCUUCGUCAUCCCGCCGGGCAUCAGGGUCCCGCGGGCGUUCCCGCCGAGGGCGAGCAGGCACAUGGUGGCGCCGCCGGGCCAGGCAAAAGAGGAAUUGGUCAAGAAAUCUGAUACUUCCCACAUUCAGCAGCAUGACAGGAACUGA
Molecule: messenger RNA, 705 nt
Organism: Setaria italica (foxtail millet)
Lineage: Eukaryota; Viridiplantae; Streptophyta; Magnoliopsida; Poales; Poaceae
Product: fasciclin-like arabinogalactan protein 3
Exons: 2
Coding region: 1-705 (234 amino acids)
Cellular component (GO): plasma membrane
Source: RefSeq, a predicted model, not a curated record